AAUUGACUUUGACAGACGAAAAAUACACAACUCAUCUUCAAAAUCAAAAAUCUUUUUAAACUUUUGAGUUAUCACAGAGACACACCAAUAACUUCAGCAGGAUGUCUAAAAUUAAUGAAGCCGCUAAUUUAUACAAACAGCUAAAAUCGGAGUGGACAUCGUCCCACAAGAAUCUCGGCAAAUGUGAAAAGCUUUUGGCGGAUCUUAAGUUGGAGCUGACCAAUUUAGUGUUUUUGCCCACCUCUAAUGUAACAGCAUCCAAACAAGAACUUCUGCUUGCAAGAGAUGUUUUGGAGAUCGGAGUACAAUGGGCGAUUGAAUCAAACAAUAUCCCUGCAUUUGAAAGAUAUAUGGCUCAACUAAAAUGCUACUAUUUUGACUACCAAAACCAACUUGAAGAAUCCGCAUACAAAUAUCAACUAUUAGGUUUAAAUUUACUAUUUUUGUUAUCUCAGAAUAGAGUCGCCGAAUUUCAUACUGAACUUGAGUUGUUACCAGUAGAUCACAUUCAAAAUGAUGUUUAUAUUAGGCAUCCCUUAAGUAUCGAACAAUAUUUAAUGGAAGGCAGUUAUAAUAAGAUAUUUUUAGCCAAAGGAAAUGUGCCAGCAAAAAGCUAUAAUUUAUUCAUGGACAUAUUGCUAGACACAAUCAGAGGUGAAAUUGCUGCUUGUCUUGAAAAUGCCUUCGAAAAAAUCUCCACUAAAGAUGCUGCAAGAAUGCUUUAUUUGCAGAGUGAGGAUGCUUUAAAAGCUAUAGCAGAAAAAAGAAAGUGGAAGAUCGGUAAAGAUAACUAUUUCCAUUUUACCCCAGAAGUGAAAAAGAGUCAUGAGCCAAUCCCAUCAAUCGAACUUGCAGAACAAGCCAUUGAGUAUGCUAAGGAAUUGGAGAUGAUUGUAUAAACAAUUUUUUCUUGUUCAUUUACUUUAAAUAUUAUGAGACUUAUUUUAUAGAGCAAAUUAUUGGGUUUCAAACUUCAUUUUCAAAAGCUUGAUAAUAAUAAUACAUUAAAAUAAUUUACAAUAAC
This is a messenger RNA of Anthonomus grandis grandis, 1024 nucleotides long. RefSeq names its product 26S proteasome non-ATPase regulatory subunit 8-like. Bases 102 to 899 code for a protein of 265 amino acids. The transcript is spliced from 5 exons. Gene Ontology annotation, biological process: proteasome-mediated ubiquitin-dependent protein catabolic process. The record is from RefSeq and is a predicted model, not a curated record. Gene Ontology annotation, cellular component: proteasome regulatory particle, lid subcomplex; nucleus; cytosol. Lineage: Eukaryota; Metazoa; Arthropoda; Insecta; Coleoptera; Curculionidae.